GAUGACGUAUCCUGGUUGGCCCGGCUCAAUUUUGACCGAGACGAGCAUGUGGGUCUGCGGUGCGCUGUUCCGGGCGCGAGCACUGGCCGGGCCGCGGCAGGGGCAGGGGCUGUACCCGGCUUCGGGAUGCCGCGGGCCGGCUACCUCCUCUUACUCCGCAUCUGCCGAGCCCUCCUGGGUCCGGGCGCUGGUCUAUGGGCACCACGGGGACCCAGCCAAGGUCGUCGAAACCCUGGGCACAUAGUGGCAGCCCAAAAAUGUUGCCUGACCUACUUUGGGGAGAUGAUUUGAGUGAAAGACGCCCUGUCUAGCCUGGGUGACAUUAACGUCUCUCUUCGGCUUUGUGCUUAGACUGAAGAACCUGGAGCUGCCUGCUGUGGGUGGAUCAGACGUCCGUGUGAAGAUGCUGGCGGCCCCCAUCAAUCCAUCUGACAUAAAUAUGAUCCAAGGAAACUAUGGCCUGCUUCCCAAACUGCCUGCUGUUGGAGGGAAUGAAGGCGUUGGACAGGUGGUAGCAGUGGGCAGCAAUGUGACUAGGGUGAAGCCAGGAGACUGGGUGAUUCCAGCAAAUCCCGGCUUGGGAACCUGGCGGACCGAGGCUGUAUUCAGUGAAGAAGAACUGAUCGGAGUUCCAAGUGACAUUCCUCUUCAGUGUGCUGCCACCCUGGGUGUCAAUCCCUGCACGGCCUACAGGAUGUUGAUGGACUUUGAGCAGCUGCAGCCAGGAGACUGUGUCAUCCAGAAUGCAUCCAACAGUGGAGUGGGGCAAGCCGUCAUCCAGAUCGCCACAGCGCUGGGCCUGAGGACCAUCAAUGUGGUCAGAGACAGACCUGACAUCCAGAAGCUGACCGACAGACUAAAGAAUCUGGGAGCUGAGCAUGUCAUCACAGAGGAGGGACUAAGAAAGCCUGAGAUGAAAAACAUCUUUAAGGCCAUUCCCCAGCCACGGCUUGCUCUCAACUGUGUCGGUGGGAAAAGCUCCACAGAGCUGCUGCGGCAAUUAGCGCCUGGAGGAACCAUGGUGACAUACGGUGGGAUGGCCAAGCAGCCUGUCAUAGCCCCUGUGAGUCUGCUCAUUUUUAAGGAUCUCAAACUUCGGGGCUUCUGGUUGUCCCAGUGGAAAAAGGACCACAGCCCAGACCAGUUCAGGGAGCUGAUCCUCAUACUGUGCAACUUCAUCCGCCAAGGCCAGCUGACAGCCCCUGCCUGCUCCGAGGUCCCACUGCAGGACUACCAGCGUGUCUUGGAAGCUUCCAUGAAGCCCUUCGUGUCUUCAAAGCAGAUUCUUACCUUGUGAUGAUCCCGGAAGAGCCAGAGUGCAGUGGGAGGGGAGACAAUCAGCAGGACAGGUUUCAGGCCUCUCAGUCAGUGCCCCUAGCCUUCCCCUGGACACGCCUCUCCUCAUUGUCACUGCCUACUAGGAGGACUGCAAAACCAACCAGGCCUUUCCCCAGGCCAGCCUCA
This is a messenger RNA of Trichechus manatus latirostris (Florida manatee), 1464 nucleotides long. It is a transcript of the gene MECR, whose product is annotated as mitochondrial trans-2-enoyl-CoA reductase. The record is from RefSeq and is a predicted model, not a curated record. The coding region runs from base 404 to 1297 and encodes 297 amino acids. Lineage: Eukaryota; Metazoa; Chordata; Mammalia; Sirenia; Trichechidae. Gene Ontology annotation, biological process: fatty acid metabolic process. The transcript is spliced from 10 exons. Gene Ontology annotation, molecular function: trans-2-enoyl-CoA reductase (NADPH) activity. Gene Ontology annotation, cellular component: mitochondrion.